AUGAAAUUCGAGAACAGGGAACAAAAGUUUGGGGAACAUAUCGAAGAAGCAAAUAUACAGGCAAUAGAUAAAGAUGAGAAGUUACUCAACUCGUUUGGGUAUAAACAGGACCUUAUCCGUUCAAUGUCUGUCUUCUCAAGUUUUGCCAUUACAUUUUCUUCUUGCUCUGUAUUGUCGGGACUCGCCCCUAUGUGGGGAGAUGCUAUGGUUGAUGCAGGGUCUCUUGGUGUUAUUUGGGGUUGGGUAGCAACUAGCUUUUUCACAGUAUUUAUUUCGAUGAGUUUGGCCGAGAUUUGCAGUGCUUAUCCUACGACUGGAGGUCUUUAUUUUUGGGUCUCAAGGCUAGCGCCACCGAAAUACAUUCCAUUCGCCUGCUGGCUUACAGGAUGGUGUAAUUGGCUUGGAUAUGCCUUUGGGAUUACUUCUGUCGACCUUAGUCUUGCUCAAUUUGUCGCUGAGAUAACUAUUUAUAUGCAAUAUGGUGUUUUUGUUGGCAUUUUGAUAUUUCAUGGUUUGAUCAACUCCUUGACUGUAAGCUUAAAUGGGAUUAUGAACCAGGCAGCUUUCUGGGUCAAUAUACUAGGAAUACUUUUUAUUGUUAUAGUUGGACUAGUAUUUACCAGGCCAUUAGCCUCGGGAUAUGUCGUUUUCACCCAAUUCUAUAAUGGGUCCGGAUUUUCAAGUAACGGCUAUGCAUUUUUGCUGGUUAUAUUGCAGGCCCAGUAUACACUUACGGGUUAUGAUUGUGCCGCGUAUAUGAGCGAAGAAACAAAAAAUUCCCAGACUGGAACACCCCUUGCUAUUGUAGUAGCUGUGUUAGCCAAUGCGUUCACUGGAUUGAUAUUUUUAAUUGGUGUUGGCUUUAUGGUAAAGAACUUUAUGUACCAGAUCGUUUCUGAGGAAGCCAUUCAACCUCAGAUGGUUCAAGUGUUUCAUGAUGGUGUUGGCCCUGGAUGGACGAUGGUGUUUUUGGUUUUUAUUAUCCUCAGCACUUUCUUUUGCGGAUCUUCAAUGAUUCUCGCAGGAUCUCGUAUGGCCUAUGCUUUUGCAAGAGAUGGCGCGAUGCCAUUUUCAAAGAAACUUUAUAGUCUUAACGCCCAAACCAAAAGCCCUAUAAUUGCCGUUUGGUUCAACAUCAUCGUUUCUGGAAUUAUUGGAAUUUUGUACAUCGUCAACGAUACAGCAUUUGAAGCCAUUGUAUCGAUAAACACAAUUGGUGCACAAACGGCGUACCUUAUUCCCAUUGUUUUACGUAUUACCGUAUCACGUACUAAAUUUGUCCCAGGUCCCUGGAAUUUGGGACGAUUUAGUAUAGCGAUCGGAUAUGUGUCUUCUUUUUGGCUUAUAUUUACUUGCGUACUAUUUAUUUGUCCUACAGAAGCUCCAGUAACGGCUAGUAAUAUGAAUUACGCAAUAGUCCCCUUUGGUGUUAUUAUGGGAUUAUCUAUAGGAUAUUACAUGAUUUGGGGAUACAAAUGGUUUACUGGGCCUGUGCGUAUAGUUAAUGGGGAAGUCGUUAUAGAGGACGACUAUUCUGCCCAGACAAUGACAUGUUAG
This is a messenger RNA of Phycomyces blakesleeanus NRRL 1555(-), 1557 nucleotides long. RefSeq lists its product as hypothetical. The record is from RefSeq and is a predicted model, not a curated record. Bases 1 to 1557 code for a protein of 518 amino acids. Gene Ontology annotation, biological process: transmembrane transport. Gene Ontology annotation, cellular component: membrane. Lineage: Eukaryota; Fungi; Mucoromycota; Mucoromycetes; Mucorales; Phycomycetaceae. Gene Ontology annotation, molecular function: transmembrane transporter activity. The transcript has 10 exons.